Molecule: messenger RNA, 3551 nt
Organism: Trachemys scripta elegans
Lineage: Eukaryota; Metazoa; Chordata; Testudines; Emydidae
Gene: HTR7
Product: 5-hydroxytryptamine receptor 7
Exons: 4
Coding region: 473-1783 (436 amino acids)
Biological process (GO): vasoconstriction; G protein-coupled receptor signaling pathway, coupled to cyclic nucleotide second messenger; circadian rhythm
Cellular component (GO): membrane; dendrite
Molecular function (GO): G protein-coupled serotonin receptor activity; neurotransmitter receptor activity
Source: RefSeq, a predicted model, not a curated record
CGGGCGAGGGGCGGAGCAGCCAGGGAGACUCAAACUUCCCUCCCCGCAGCUCCCGCAGCAGGUAGCUAGGCUGGGCGGGGGCCGGCGCGGCUGUGGAGGCGGCAGCUGCGGGCGAAGAGCAGGCAGCCUCCCGGGUCAGGAGGGAGCAGCGGGCGCUGUGGGGCGCGGCCUCCCCGACGGCAGCGCUCAGGGCAGGCUGACCCCAUGGCGAGAUGCCCGCCCCCGCGGAGCGCGGCCAGCGGCGCGGAGCCGGCGAGCGCAGCGGGGCAUGGGGAAGUUGAGGCACCCGCCCCACCUCUGGUGGCAAUGAUCAGCUAACCGGGCUGAGGCGCUUCUCCCGCGGACUGUCGAGCGAGCCCCUGCCCGGGUCGCGGGGCGAGCCCCGGAGAGCUGGGGGCUGAGCGGGCUCGGGGACCCUCCCCAGGACCCAGCGUGUUGGGAGCCGGCGGCUUCAUGGGCAGCACCCGUCAAGAUGGUUAUGGACAUCAACAGCAGUCACGUGUCCGGCCCCCUCCGAGCCUUCGCCCUGGAGGCUCCCCGCGAGCUGAGCAGCAGUGGGAUGGUGGCUGGCUCCCUGCACCCCCGCUGGCUGAGGAUCAUCCAGGAUGUCACCGCCAGCCCCAGCCCCGCUUCCAGCCUGGCGGCCGACAAUGACACUCGCUGCGGGGAGCAGAUCCUCAGCUACGGCAACAUGGAGAAAGUUGUUAUCGGGGCCAUUCUCUCCCUCAUCACGCUGCUGACCAUCGCGGGCAAUUGCCUGGUGGUGAUCUCCGUGUGCUUUGUAAAGAAACUCCGGCAGCCCUCCAACUAUCUCAUUGUCUCCCUGGCUUUGGCCGAUCUCUCGGUAGCGCUGGCCGUCAUGCCCUUUGUCAGCGUAACGGACCUCAUUGGCGGAGAGUGGAUCUUUGGCCACGUUUUCUGUAAUGUCUUCAUUGCUAUGGAUGUGAUGUGUUGCACUGCUUCCAUUAUGACUUUGUGUGUGAUAAGUAUUGACAGGUACCUUGGAAUAACAAGACCACUUACAUAUCCUGUGAGGCAGAAUGGAAAAUGUAUGGCUAAAAUGAUCUUGUGUGUAUGGCUCCUCUCUGCCUCUAUCACCAUACCACCACUUUUUGGUUGGGCCCAAAAUGUGAACGAUGAAAAAGUUUGUUUAAUCAGUCAAGACUUUGGUUACACAAUUUACUCCACUGCAGUUGCAUUUUAUAUCCCGAUGUCAGUGAUGCUUUUCAUGUACUAUCAGAUUUACAAGGCUGCUAAGAGGAGUGCUGCUAAACACAAGUUUGCUGGUUUCCCACGGCCAGAAGAAAAUGAAGGCAUGGUUUCUGUGAAUGGAGUUAUAAAGCUACACAAGGAAUCAGAAGAAUGUACAAAUUUUUCACGACUCCUUAAACAUGAUAGAAAAAACAUUUCCAUCUUCAAGAGAGAACAAAAAGCUGCCACUACCCUGGGAAUUAUUGUUGGGGCCUUUACUGUGUGCUGGUUGCCAUUUUUCAUCCUUUCAACUGCCAGACCCUUUAUCUGUGGUACAGCAUGCAGCUGCAUCCCAUUUUGGGUUGAAAGAACAUUUCUAUGGUUGGGUUAUGCAAACUCUCUCAUUAACCCCUUUAUAUAUGCCUUCUUCAAUCGGGACCUGAGGACAACCUAUCGCAAUCUACUACAAUGCAGAUAUAGGAAUAUCAACCGGAAACUAUCGGCUGCAGGGAUGCACGAGGCUCUGAAGCUUGCAGAAAAGCCAGAAUUUGUGCUUUUUGACCUUGGAUAUGAUUAUCUGGAAAAACUCUGAUUACUCAAGAAAAAAGAGUCAUGACUUAUGACCAAAUGCACAGCGAAGUAAUCAGAUAUGGCCAAGGCACGACUGGGGAAGGAAAAGUAAUGAAGAUUUAGCCUGAGAAGAAAUGGAGGGGUUAUGAAAUGCACUUAAACUUCUUUGAAUGGGAAUGCUUAAAAAAUAAAAUAAAAAUCAAUGAGCUUGAUGCAUUGUAUUUAAUGUAUUUCUCAUGGAAAUGGUGACAUCUCUCAUUUAUUAGUGGGACAAUUGCUAUUGUGUACAAAUGAAAAUAGUUUUCUGUUUGAGAAAGCCAAAUCAUUUUAGCAAUAAGCAGUUUGACGCUUGAGGGGAGAGAAAUCAACUGAAAUCCAGAAAGACAAGACAUUGUACAGAUCUGCACCUUUAUCAAUCAAUGUAAACAGAAGAGAGCAUUCAUUUAUGUUUCUCAUGCUUGUGGGUUACAACAUUGCUAUUAAUAAUCAGGGAUCACCGGUGAUACAGAAUGUAUUUUGUUUUACUACAAAAAGAUAUUUUUCAAGCAAAUGGUAGCAAUGUAGAUGCUUUCAAGCCUUGUGUUGAAAAUGUUCUGUGUGUCUGAGCUAAAAUCCAGAAAGGCAACAAUAAAAGGCUGAUUUUUUUAAAAAGUGGCCCUUUGGUACUAAAUGGCGAAAGCCUUGUCUAGUUCUAUAUCUUUGACACAGGUGGUGGUUGGUCUUUAAGAUAAAAAUGGAGCAUAAUUUGUUGGUUGUCUCAGACCUUUCAGUAAAAAUGCAUCUCAUGGAUUUUAUUAUGACUAAAUCCAAGAGACAAGAGCAGGAUGUAUAUAUUUUACACAACAAAAGGUUAAUUUAUGUCCUUUCUAAGUGGUGAUUUUUGAUGUAUCAGAAUAUAUAUCGAAACUAGGAUCUCUCUUCAUUCAAUUAACUGCAUAAAAGGUGGGAGGAUUUCAACAGUCUCUUGUGUGCUAUCUGUUUCCGAAGAAUAUAUAUAAAAGCACCCUUGUUACUUUGAAUCGCAUCUGUUCAGUUGAAUUUCAUGGGGGCGUAUGCUGUUGUACUGAUGAUAAUCAAUUACCAGAGUAGCCAUUGUCACUGUAUUAAAAGUCACCAGGACUCCAUUCAGUACCUCAUCAAUAGGAUUAUUAGUCACUGUGAACCCCACAUUUUAAAUAAAAUAAGUGCCUUUGGUAAUUCACUUGGAUUUCCCAAGAGGUACAUAGUGAGAACAAAUAGAUCUGUACAAAAUUCAAACAUGUCAGUGAUAAAAGUUUUGUUAAUCCUUAAAUAUUUAAUGUGAGAAAGUUUAUUGUAAGUACUCAAUGGACCAAAUUCUGAUCAGUUACAAUGGUAUCGAUUUCAGUGGAAUUACUCUGAUUAAAGUCAGAUCAGAACAGGGUGCAACAGAUAGAACUAAGGAUAGAAGAUUUAAGGGAGAAGAGGGACUCACAUAAGUGACAGUAAAAGCAAAAGCCUGAAGAUUAUUUUUUCUUCAGUAAAUGCAAAACAGAAUGCAAAAGGACAUCUGUAAUAUUCUAAAGCUAGUUUUUAACUCUGAUGUGUUUAGCUACUUCACAGACACUGAAGCACCUGUAUUCAGAACAAAGUGGAAUGUCACGCUUUCCUUUUAGAUAAAGUCGUACCAAAACCUUAACUUCAGAUUUAAUAGAAUAAUUGUACAUUAUUAGAUCUAUUAUUUAAAUGAAUUUUUGUAAUAUGUACUAGUAUUACAAUUUUCUGUGAAAUUCAUUGUAAAUAUUGUGACAUUAAAUUUAAUCAAAAAUAUA